CAAAACCCUCAAAUGCCCUUACAACGUUGAUGCGCAGUGUUUGCAGCACAAAUCCUUACUCGAUUGCGGCACUGUCAAUAUGGAGCCUGCAAUAUCUUCUCCUGUAAAGGAGCAUCGUCGCAACAGAUCCGCUGUGCUAAAGUCUAUGGUGUCGAAGGCCAGCAAGCGAGACGAUAAGGGUUCUACAACACACCUACCCGCACAGCUUGGUACGAACAUGCCAUUCUUACCCCCAGAUCAUCCUCAUGCCCAGCAGAAGGUGCUGGGCGAGAUUGAAUCGAAUCACAACACCGCUCAGCCACGGCGACCUGCGUCGGGCGAGGAUAGAUCAUUCAAAGGCCUACACAAACGCACGAAGAGUGCCGUCUCACUCAGAUCUUUGGGGAAGUCAAAGGACGAGAAAACGAAAGAGGGAACGGACACGCCAAAGUCUACGACUCGGAGAAAAGAAAAAGGUGGCGAGCAGUCGCCCGGAAAGAAGUCCUCCACCGGCUUAACAUCCAUGUUCAAAGGCAGAUCCUCGAGGGAGACUGAACAAGAAACCUGUCACAGCGACAAGGAGAACUCGACACCUCCGAAGAAGCAAAUUCAGCCUGCGAUUCACACACCCAUCUACGCCGCCUACGCUACAACGCAACAUCAAGAAGCCACUAGCACGACAACGGUCCCCCUCAACGAUAGAGAGAAAAAAAGAGCAAUUAUCGAAGAGAUUGCUCUGUACGACCCCAAUCCGCAGAGGAUGGUAGAAUCACACCAGCGUAACUUCUACGGCUAUGACGCAAAGGUGGCCAACCCUAUUCGUCCCAAGUCAGAGGUCAUCUCUGAUCACGCGUUGGGCCGCUUCUUAGCAGAACCUGCCGCGCGGAAGCCUAGCAAUGGGCGACGUCCCAUGUCCUACAUCGAUGGAGGGGAAUCCAGGAAGCAGCAGCAGGAUAUGGUCAAGAGAUCUGCUUCGAGGAGCCAUGAGAUUGCUGAUCAAAAGAGCGGAACACAAGAACACGAAGCCUCAAGUGGAUCGAGAGUGCGGGAAGCUGUUGCUCGCAUUAACAGACGGACGGUGAAGACCCGUGAUGAGCAACCCGUCGACCCGGAACAGUUUGCUGCGAGUUUCGAUGCUAUGCUGGAAGCGCGAAAUAUUCCGGACCUUGUGCGUCAACAAAUGCGCGAACUAGAUCAACACGUCAAACAAGCGUUGCUACGGUCUUACGAGCAGGACCUUGAAGCUUCAAGAGGGCACUCGUCAAGCUCAGAAAGAUCAUUCCACUCAGACACGGCAGGUGUAUGCCAACAGGUAACCCCGAUCGAGGAAACUGCUUCCAAUACGUCGUCCUUGUCGAAGAAGGACGAAGAUGCAAAGUCCGAAUCGAAGAAGUCCAGACCGCGUAGUCGAACGUUUACAUUCAAGAAGAACGACAAGACUAACUCUGCAACGUCGCCAACCAAGAAACAGAGAACAGACUCAUCUCUUGAUAUGAAACACACAUCGCAACCGAACUUGGCCUCACCUACAUUGCUAUCCACAUCGCCGGCAGCGCCAUCCGGCUCGUACUUUGCGAACUUUGUGAAGAAGAAUGUAGCUGAGGACUACGUUAAGUACUUGCAGAAGCACCCUGAUCCGCAGGAUGCUGAAGUGGGCAAGCUGCACAAACUAAGGCAGCUGCUUCGCAACGAGACUGUGGCGUGGGUAAACAAGUUCAUCGAGCUAGGUGGCAUGUCCAGCCUGGUCGAUCUCAUCCAUCGGCUUAUGGAGAUUGAAUGGAGGGAGGAGAGAGAUGAUCAGCUCUUAAAUGAAGCGCUUUUGUGCUUAAAGGCACUCUGCACAACUGACCUUGCACUGCAAAAGCUGUGUGAGAUUGAGAGCACGCUUUUCCCUGCCUUGCUCGCUAUGCUGUUCGACAAGGAACAUCGUGGCCCAAGUGAAUUUACUACGCGUCAGAUCGUAUUCAAUAUUCUCCUGGCUCAUCUCGAGGCUGCCGUUCGGACGCCAGAUAUUCUUCCUUCCCGUGCUAGGACGAUACUGUCGUACCUUGCGGACCAAACCCAUCCCGACAAGCGCAAUCCUCUGCCUUUCGACCUAGAAGUUGGGCCAAGGCGACCAUACAAGAUCUGGAACCGUGAAGUCUCCAAUGUAACUAAGGAGGUGUUUUGGGUCUGGCUGCACCCACUGAACCUGAUACCAUACCCGCAUGUCGACGUUCAGGUGGAAUCGACGGGCUGCUUGACACCUGACCAACAUCCAACGGUCCGCAAGUGCCCACCGCCACGCGAACUGUCCUCUGAGUCAUACACUCGCGAGUUCUUCCCGCGUCCGCGUCCACCCGUCCCUGCAGCGCCCUAUAUUGGCGGCGUUGAAUGGGAUGCGACAAACUAUCUCGCCACUCAUAUCGACCUCCUCAAUGGCCUCAUCGCGUCUUUGCCUACGCGUGAAGAACGCAAUACUCUUCGUGAGGAACUUCGUGCCUCAGGAUUUGAGCGCACGAUGGGUGAGAAACUAAGACAGUGUAAGGAGAAGUACUACGGCGCGGUACACGAUGUCUUGCGAACAUGGGUGGCGGCGGCUGUGUGCGACGGCUGGGACGUUAAGGAGGUGAGACAGGGACCGCCUAAAGAAGAGACGAGCCCACGAAAGACAAGUCCAAGAAAGAGUCCUGCCAAAAAGAUGGAGCGACCGCCACAGCUCGAGGCGCCGCCAAAGUUGAACUUGGACAUUGAUCUGACAAGGGGAGGCGAAAAGGCCGCUGAUGGUAAGGACGCUGUUGAUGCGUGGCUCUGAUGCCUCGGCCUCCCAGCCGAGUGGCUUUCUCUUGCGUCUACUGAGCUGACAAAGUAUCUCGCUUCCCACCAGAUUUCUGGAGAGCAUUGGGGUGGUGAAGCUGCCACCAUCAUCUUUGAACUUACGGACCGUCGGCGGCAUCGGUUGGAGUUUUUUCGGUUGUAGAUUCAUUUCUUCCCUUCUCCAUUUCUUCCUUGUUUGAUCAUUAGCUUCCCUUUGAGAAUAUUUCUUCGAGCUUCGUCACGGGACUUUAUAAAUUGCAUAGUAACACGACUUGACGAGAGUAAUGACAAAGGAUUAUUGGCUAGCA
Messenger RNA from Verruconis gallopava, 3083 nucleotides. RefSeq lists its product as uncharacterized. The transcript has 3 exons. The record is from RefSeq and is a predicted model, not a curated record. Gene Ontology annotation, biological process: actin cytoskeleton organization. The coding region runs from base 80 to 2773 and encodes 897 amino acids. Gene Ontology annotation, molecular function: actin binding; small GTPase binding. Lineage: Eukaryota; Fungi; Ascomycota; Dothideomycetes; Venturiales; Sympoventuriaceae.